Macroventuria anomochaeta is the source of this 988-nucleotide messenger RNA. RefSeq lists its product as uncharacterized. NCBI's taxonomy places the organism in Eukaryota, Fungi, Ascomycota, Dothideomycetes, Pleosporales, Didymellaceae. The record is from RefSeq and is a predicted model, not a curated record. The transcript has a single exon. Bases 356 to 943 code for a protein of 195 amino acids.
UCGGAUACUUUAGCCACAGCUGUGUGGAGAUAUCGGUUGCAGCUGACUGUAUUGAACACUCCGGCUCUUUCUCUUCAGCGCUCUAGUGUCGAGACUGAGUGCCGUACAUCCAGCCGCUGGACGCAGUGAAUCUGUUCUCACGGGGUGCUCGGAGAUGGCGCAAGUGUUCACACUGUCUCAGUCAAUACACCACAAUCUUCUCGGUACCAGGACGAUGAGCCGGCCUAGCGUGACGGAGCAAACUUGGAGGGUCGUCUUCAAGUGCGAGGGAGGCCAAAAAAGAUAGAACGAUACGGAACUUCGGGUUUCCGCAGGCCGGGUACAGCUCUACAAGGGUGUAGAUUAAUUUCGCAGCAUGCGAGUUAAUGAAGCUUGUUCAAUCGAAGUCUCGAUGCCAAUCCGUAGGAUCAGGGGCCCAUCACUAGUGUCUCUUGGCAGGCUUUCCGCGCUCAAUCGCUCGAUCCAACGGCGCAACAUUCUUCCAACCACACCUCAAGGCGUCCAUCCACAAUCCCCAGAGUUUUUGCAUGUCGCAUCUCAAUUUGCUCACCUAAGCGCCGUUGUUUUGCGCCCGCGUAGCUCGCGAUUACGUUGCCUCGGGGCGGAUCGCGAAUCCGCACUAGCACCAGAGGGGCAGGUGAACGGAGUGCCCAGCCAUACUGUCGAGAACUACGGUCUAUGGUGCGUCUAUGAUGGCGAGAUGUAUUUGCGCUCACGACGUAUGCUCAUGCUUCGCCCUGCAGCUUGCAGCUCGUAUGCCCGGGUACCUGCAGUGGCUGUAACCUCGGUGCUUAUCACCGCGUCCCUGAGUAACGUGAUCUCAGCUUUCUUUGGAUGUCGCGGUGCUUAUCCACGCGCCAGUGUAAUCGCAGAAAUACAGAUGUUUAGUUCUCAGUGGUUCGUACAAGAUACAAAUCUACACCAGCGCGCUUCUCAGCGGUGACAUCUCAGGGACGCCCAUGUCAUCAGGGUUUCAAGGCUGCCGAUG